UAAUUCAGAGCUACAUUAAAACGGGAGAACAGCGUUUAGGAAAUCGUGCUGUAAGUCAUGAGAGAUAUUUUGGCGAAAGUGAAAUCACCGCUACUGAGAAACAGCGACUGAGGAUCAUCACCGUUUAACAUCUAUACAGCCUACGAUAGUAUAUAGGGGGGGAUGUCCUAUAAAAGCAAGAAUAUAUGCUGAUUUAUUUCUGCUGUUGAUUCAAACGUUAUUUUUCAAACAGUAGGUGUUUUUGAGUAUAAAUGGCUGGCAGAAGUGUAAACGGUCGUCAUGGGUUGCGGGGCCACGCAGGGAGAACCGCAGCUUUAGCCCGGCUGCUUCAUAAGGAAUGCAUCCAACUCCUGGAGUUAUACAGAAACAGUGAAUCACUGCCGUCCUCGCCGGUCGACGGAGGUUAUUUAGUGUCCGUUCCUCCACUGGUUCCUCAGCUGUCAGAUGCAGAAAAAAUAUGUAUCCUGCAUGCUGCGCUCAAGGAGUGUCUGCGACUUCUGGAAGAUGUCAUUACCCGGGAGGACGAAGAAUUUUCCAAUGAAGACAGCGAGUACAAGAGAAAACGGAAAACUGUGAGGGAUCGUCUGGGGCACCUGUUGGCAAGCACAGAGCAGCUGCUAGUGGAUGGCCAAAAAUUUGAAGCUAAAGUUAAAGAGGAGCUGGAUGGUCAAGUGGCCAGUGGGAGUUUUGGUCUGAAGAUGUGGAUUGUACGAGUGCUGCAGGACCUCGUGCACUGGACUGGCCAAACGUCUGACACCCUCCGCUCUAUGCCAGCAGAGAUGGAGAAAGCACCAAAGACAAUGUCCCGAAGGACAAGAAGAGGCGCCGGGAAAAUAAAGAAGUGAGACUGGAUACGUGAUGAAAAAAGAGAAUGAAAGGGUGGAGAGGAAGAGGUCAGUAUGAUAAGAAUGAGGAGAAGGAAUUUCAUUACAGCAUGGAGAAUGUAGAGAGUCAGAGGAUCUGGAUGCAGUCACUGGAAUUCAGCAUUCCAGCAUGGGGAAAGCAGGAGGGGAGGGUUUGAACAAGAUAUUAUUUUAUGAAAGUUAUUUUAAUAUAUUUCUUGGUCAUUAAAAUUAGAUUUUAGAGUGUAGCAAUGAAUGUAAAUGUACUGUAUGGUUUUAUUACCUUUUUAGAUUGUUGACCUUUAGAUUGUUGAGUCAUAGCAGACACUGCAGACAAUUUUUUUUUUUUUUUUUAAUUGACCAUGAUGAUCAAAGUGAGUUAAUAUAUUAUACUUUUGUUUGCAUAUCAAAAUUAAUGUGUGCAUUUAUUUGUAUCUAUAAGGGAUGGUUCACACAAAAAUGAACAUUUUGUCAUAAUUUACACACCCUCAUGUAUAGCACUUUACAAUUAGAUUUCAUUUGUUAACAUUAGUUAGCUGAACUUCCACAGCAUUUAUUUAUGAUAUUUAAUCAAAAGUUGUAUCUGUUAACAUUACUUAAUACACUGUUAACUUACAAGAACAAUAAACAAUUGUUAUUUUUUAUUACCUAACAUUAAAAGUUAAUAAAUGCUGUAAAAAUAUAUUGCUCAUUGUUAGUUUACAUAAGUUUAUGCAUUAACUAAUAUUAACAAAUAAGACUUCACUGUAAAGUGUUACCAAAAUAUCUAUCUCUUUUUCUUUUUUUCUUUCUUUUUUUUUUUUGUGGACCCCUACGUCCUUCGAAAUAUUUUCUUCUUUAUACAGAUUUAGCAGGACAUAAGUAAAUGUGAGUGAGUAAAUGAUGAAGCAAUAUUCAUUUUUGGUGGACUAUCCCUGGAAAUUUCUCCUCAAAAUGAUAAUCUACUGUUUCAAAUAUCUAGAACAAUCUACUGUACAAACAGUGAUGCAUAACUUUAAAAGGCUGCUUCUUCACAUUUAUUAUUCAAAUGCUUUUCAUUCCUGUUACAUAUGCAGUGGGCAGUUAUUAAGUGUACCAUCUGUUGAUGUUUGUUUGGAUUAAUUCCCCCAUCCACACUCACGAAACACUCAUGCCCUCUGCUGGCUACAUAAAGUUCUGCUUUUUAUUCCAGGUCAACUUGUCAGAGGUGACUCUGAGGCCUUUUUUAUGAUGAUUGAAUCAUUGUGCCUUUACACUGAUUUUAGCAUGUUCAGUAUAUACUCAAAAUCCGUAUCUUAGCAAGCUUGGGUCUGUCUGUGAUUUAGGUGAUGUACUGUAUAGAGGAACUCUGGUGGAAGAGCAUUAAUGAUUCAGCACCUGGUUACUGUAUGAAGAGACUGGAAUUGGUGAAGAAAGAAAAACACUACCAUAUAAUAAUUUAUUAUUAAUAUAUGCAUUUUAAACUUGCACUGCAAUAAAUGGCAAUAUCUGAGCUGUCAUUCAAACAGGUUUCUGUCAGUAACUUUUAGUUUGAUGACUCUUUUUGUAUGUGUGUGUAUAUGUGUGGACAACUAUGAUAAAGGAAAAGCAGGAUGUGUGUUUGGAAGAGAGGGGGUGGAGUGUAUGUUUGUUGUCUGUGUGUGUGUGUGUGUGUGUGUGUGUAUUGGAAGAGAGGCAGGAUGCCUGUGAAAGGGGGAGGGGUGUGUAUGUGUGUGUUAUUGUAUGCGUGUAUUUGUCUGAGUAUAUGCAUGUGCAAGUGAGUUACAGAGUCAGAGAGAAUGUGAAUGUGUGUAUGUGAUGUGUGCGUGCGAGGCAGGAUGUGUGUGUGUGUGUGUGUGUGAGAG
This is a messenger RNA of Onychostoma macrolepis, 2665 nucleotides long. RefSeq names its product ciliary neurotrophic factor (gene cntf). Bases 252 to 845 code for a protein of 197 amino acids. The record is from RefSeq and is a predicted model, not a curated record. Lineage: Eukaryota; Metazoa; Chordata; Actinopteri; Cypriniformes; Cyprinidae. Gene Ontology annotation, biological process: ciliary neurotrophic factor-mediated signaling pathway; negative regulation of neuron apoptotic process. Gene Ontology annotation, molecular function: ciliary neurotrophic factor receptor binding. The transcript has 3 exons.